Herpailurus yagouaroundi (jaguarundi) is the source of this 1932-nucleotide messenger RNA. RefSeq names its product forkhead box F1 (gene FOXF1). Gene Ontology annotation, molecular function: RNA polymerase II cis-regulatory region sequence-specific DNA binding; DNA-binding transcription factor activity, RNA polymerase II-specific. The coding region runs from base 131 to 1438 and encodes 435 amino acids. Gene Ontology annotation, biological process: animal organ morphogenesis; regulation of transcription by RNA polymerase II. Gene Ontology annotation, cellular component: nucleus. NCBI's taxonomy places the organism in Eukaryota, Metazoa, Chordata, Mammalia, Carnivora, Felidae. The record is from RefSeq and is a predicted model, not a curated record. The transcript is spliced from 2 exons.
GGAGGGAGCUGGAGAGAGGGGGGCCCCGCGCCAACCGCCGGCGGAUCCAGCCGCUCCUCGCUCCUCGGGGAGGACGGGCGGGCGGCCGGGGGAGGGCGCGCCGAGGCCCGCUCCGGAGCAGUGGCCGCGAAUGACGGCAGAGGCGCAGCCAGCCCCGCGCGCGCAGCCCCCUCCCCCUCGCCCUCCUCCCCCCCCUCCUCUUCCUCCUCCUCCUCCUCCUCCUCCUCCCGGCUCGUCGGCGGCGCAGAGCAGCGGCGGCAGCGGCGGCGGCGGCAGCAGCAGCCACCAGAUGUCUUCGGCGCCCGAGAAGCAGCAGCCACCGCACGGCGGCGGCGGCGGCGGCGGCGGGGGCGGCGGCGGCGGUGGCGCGGCCAUGGACCCCGCGUCGUCCGGCCCGUCCAAGGCCAAGAAGACCAACGCCGGCAUCCGGCGCCCCGAGAAGCCGCCCUACUCGUACAUCGCGCUCAUCGUCAUGGCCAUCCAGAGCUCGCCCACCAAGCGCCUGACGCUCAGCGAGAUCUACCAGUUCCUGCAGAGUCGCUUCCCCUUCUUCCGCGGCUCCUACCAGGGCUGGAAGAACUCGGUGCGCCACAACCUCUCGCUCAACGAGUGCUUCAUCAAGCUGCCCAAGGGCCUGGGGCGGCCCGGCAAGGGCCACUACUGGACCAUCGACCCGGCCAGCGAGUUCAUGUUCGAGGAGGGCUCCUUUCGGCGGCGGCCGCGCGGCUUCCGAAGGAAAUGCCAGGCGCUCAAACCCAUGUACAGCAUGAUGAACGGGCUGGGCUUCAACCACCUCCCGGACACCUACGGCUUCCAGAGCUCCGCGGGCGGCCUCUCGUGCCCGCCCAACAGCCUGGCGCUGGAGGGCGGCCUGGGCAUGAUGAACGGCCACUUGCCGGGCAACGUGGACGGCAUGGCCUUGCCCAGCCACUCGGUGCCACACCUGCCCGCCAACGGCGGCCACUCGUACAUGGGCAGCUGUGGCGGUGCCGCGGCCGGUGAGUACCCGCACCACGACAGCUCCGUGCCGGCCUCCCCGCUGCUGCCUGCGGCCGCCGGCGGGGUCAUGGAGCCGCACGCGGUCUACUCGGGCUCCACGGCCGCCUGGCCGCCCUCAGCCUCUGCCGCGCUCAACAGCGGCGCCUCCUACAUCAAGCAGCAGCCCCUGUCCCCCUGCAACCCCACGGCCAACCCCCUGUCCGGCAGCCUCUCCACGCACUCCCUGGACCAGCCGUAUCUACACCAGAACAGUCACAACGCCCCAGCCGAGCUGCAAGGCAUCCCGAGGUAUCACUCCCAGUCGCCCGGCAUGUGUGACCGCAAGGAGUUCGUCUUCUCCUUCAACACCAUGGCGCCCUCGUCCAUGCACUCGGCGGGCAGCGGCUCCUACUACCACCAGCAGGUCACCUACCAAGACAUCAAGCCCUGCGUGAUGUGAGACCACAGCCCGCGGGGCCCUCUGGGCACGGGCGGCCUGGCCCGGGGACCCGGAACCCGUCGCAGAAACUGCUCUAUUCUUGAGGUAUAACCGUAGGCAGAAGACAAGGGUCUGACCCCUACCCACCCGGAUUAUUUGGAAAGGAGUCCCCAACGCAAAGGAAGAGCCAGCUCGGCGGCACCCACUCCCUCAAAAAAUUAACAAGUGGUGGCUGAGGGGCCUGGUCUGACUGCAGCUGUUGGUAAAUAAAAAUCUAUUUUUGAACCAGUUGAAGCCGGCUGAGAAGGUGCUGUGCUGGGGGAAACCCUCGACACCCAAACAAGAAAGCAGCUGAGGUCUCUCCCCGCCUUCCCUCCAGUGGCGAAGGUGGGGGAAGGCUUUCGGAAGAAAGGCAAACAUGUGAGACCAUCAUUAUCAAAUACUUUUAUAUUUUGGUUGAGUAUUUAUCUUUUUACUUUUACUUUUUUUUUUUUUUUUUUUUUUUGAAAAAAAUU